Suncus etruscus (white-toothed pygmy shrew) is the source of this 2476-nucleotide messenger RNA. It is a transcript of the gene AP1AR, whose product is annotated as adaptor related protein complex 1 associated regulatory protein. Bases 7 to 918 code for a protein of 303 amino acids. The transcript is spliced from 10 exons. Gene Ontology annotation, biological process: negative regulation of cell motility; negative regulation of substrate adhesion-dependent cell spreading; regulation of Arp2/3 complex-mediated actin nucleation. Lineage: Eukaryota; Metazoa; Chordata; Mammalia; Eulipotyphla; Soricidae. The record is from RefSeq and is a predicted model, not a curated record. Gene Ontology annotation, molecular function: AP-1 adaptor complex binding.
CAUGCGAUGGGGAACUGCUGCUGGACGCAGUGCUUCGGGCUCCUGCGCAAGGAAGCGGGCCGGCUGCAGCGGGGCGGCGGCGGCGGCGGCGGAUCCAAGUAUUUUAGAACGUGCUCAAGAGGGGAACACUUAACGAUAGAGUUUGAGAAUCUAGUAGAAAGUGAUGAAGGGGAAAGCCCAGGAAGCAGUCAUAGGCCUCUUACUGAGGAAGAAAUUGUUGACCUUAGAGAGAGGCAUUAUGAUUCUAUUGCUGACAAACAGAGAGAUCUGGAUGUGAAAAUUCAAAGAGAGUUAGCCUUACAAGAAGAGAAGUUAAGACAGGAAGAAGAAGCUUUAUACGCUGCACAGCGUGAAGCAGCCAGGGCAGCAAAGCAGCGAAAGCGCAUGGAGCAAGUAAGACAGAGAGUUGUACAGCGAUAUCAUCCUUCUAACUAUGGAGAAUACCAAAGUUCAGGACCAGAAGAUGAUUUUGAAUCUUGUUUGAGAAAUAUAAAAUCACAGUAUGAAGUUUUUCGAAGUAGCAGACUCUCAUCAGAGGCCACAGUGCUGACACCAAAUACUGAAAGCAGUUGUGACUUAAUGACCAAAACUAAGUCAACUAGUGGGAAUGAUGACAGCACAUCCUUGGAUCUAGAAUGGGAAGAUGAAGAAGGAAUGAAUCGAAUGCUUCCCAUGAGAGAACGCUCUAAGACAGAGGAAGACAUCCUCCGGGCCGCUCUCAGGCACAGCAGCAGGAAGACUGGAAGUAAUCCCACAUCAGCCUCUGAUGAUUCCAAUGGACUGGAGUGGGAGAACGAUUUUGUCAGUGCUGAAAUGGAUGACAAUGGCAAUUCUGAGUAUGCUGGAUUUGUAAAUCCCGUAUUAGAACUAUCUGAUUCCGGCAUAAAACCACCAGAUACAGAUCAGCAGAAACGAUAGGGUAAGAGUGUAUGGCCCUUUAUUUUUGGUUAUGACCAAAUGUUUAAAACUAGAAUGUAUAAGUGGUAGUGCAGAUCCUUUUUGUAAGAGGGAGAGACAAACCAUGUUGUAAGUGCUUAUUAUAGUGGAGUAGGAAUGCUAAGGGACAUCUGCGUGGCUUCAGAAUUAAGUGCAAUUUCAUCAUCUGCCUUCUGCUUUUCAAAAACAACGGUUCUAUCAUACUAGAAAUUAAAUUUACUUAAACUUUUUUCUUUAGCACAUUCCUGCUGAUGUAGUUACUUUUAAAAAAUUAACUAUUGCCUUUUACUUUGAAAUUUCUCUUAAGUAUUUCAUUACCUAACUGUGAAAUUAUCAAGUCAUAUUUCAUUCUCAGCAGAUAUGGAGAGAGAUCGUCAGAGUUAGGAUUGUGGCUCCAUGUUCAACAUUGUUUCUGAGGCUUAGUUCAAUUUCAUUAUGGAGUUAAUUUAAGUAGAUGACCAUAAAGAAAUGCUGGAGUUUCCAUUUCUUUAUACAUCUUCUAGUGUGUUGAUAUUGCUUCAGUUUUAACAAAGGUUAGAGUGUGCAAACUUGCAGAGUUGGGACACCAAGUUGGUGAUUAAAUUAAGAUUUAAGUAAAAAUACCUAUAUACUUAGGUUUUUCACUUCCUUUUACAUGGCACUAUAAAUUGAGUUUAGAUUAAUUGGUGUAUUAACUUUCCAGGUCAUUUUUUUUUUAAUUCUGUAUUUCCAGUAAAUAGUCUAGAAAGACUUGACACAGAAUAUACUCUUGGUGCAUGAUUUAUUAAGAAAUGAAAACUGAAAAAGGUCAUACGGGUAUUUCAAAGUAAAUAAAUCCUUUCUGGUUUGAAAGGACCCAUUGAUUUUUUAUUAAGCUUUCCUUUGCCUUGUAAUACAAGGUGCUUUAAUGGGAUAGAACUAAGUAUGUCAAUAGAUGUAAUUGCAUUAUGUAAUAAACAAUUAGUUCUUCUUUCUCUAAAGUUUAUUUUCUAUCACUUUAAAAGAUUAAGACUACAAAAACUCCCUAAUUGUUUAUCUUGAUUUGCUGAGGAUUGAGUAUGAUUUAAAUAAGAAUUUUUUUUUCUUGUAUUAUGUUUUCUUUAUCUUGCAACAGUGACAGUGCAUGUUCUUAAAAAUAUAGGAAGGUCCAGAUAUAAAAUCACUUAAAUUUCUUGCUGUACUUUAAAAAAAUCAUGUGGCCCUUUCAAUAUUUGAACUGCUAGGCAAUGGCAUAGUAUCCUUUCCUUGCUUAUCUCAUAGAAAGUAAAUGUAAUACUUCUAAUCUGUAAAUAAAUUAGGUAUGAGGUCAUUUAUGUCUAUCCUAAGUUGUGGCUAUUUCUCUGGAAAUAAUUUAAAUGCAAUCUAUAUUCACAUUGCUUGUGUUAUGCUUUUUAAAAUUUAUAAACAUCAAGUGUAUAUUUUUGGUUUGACAUAGCUACUAUUGUAAUUUUUCUUGGCAUUUUGUUCAUAAAGGACUUUUUGAAGUAAUGGUAACUUCUCAAGGAUUGUGAAUAAAAAAACAUUUUUUACUUAAAAAAAAUAAAGUAUUUGGUUAAUACUA